Messenger RNA from Impatiens glandulifera, 726 nucleotides. Its product is annotated as GATA zinc finger domain-containing protein 8-like. The record is from RefSeq and is a predicted model, not a curated record. Bases 1 to 726 code for a protein of 241 amino acids. The transcript has a single exon. Gene Ontology annotation, biological process: regulation of DNA-templated transcription; flower development. Gene Ontology annotation, molecular function: DNA-binding transcription factor activity; sequence-specific DNA binding; zinc ion binding. Lineage: Eukaryota; Viridiplantae; Streptophyta; Magnoliopsida; Ericales; Balsaminaceae.
AUGGACGCAGCGAAAGACAUGGUUCGGAAGAGAAUGAUUGAGUUAGUGGAUUUUCCUAAGGAAACUGUCGGAGUGGAAUCCAUCAAUUGGCCGGAUAGAUUUCUAGAAGCUAAAAGGCUCUACCUUGAAUAUUAUCGAACUUUCAAUACUCCUCUUUUCUCUUUUAAUCAUCAUCCACUACUCUUUGCUCCUCCUCCUCCUCAGAAUAACAAUCAAAUCUCAACACUGCCACCGAUCGACAGCAAUGUUCUUGUUCCUGAUGACCAAGAUGAUGCAAACAUCAGAGGUGGAAUGGUAGUAGAACAGGAAAAAACAAUGAAUUUGGCAGAAAUUGAGAAUGAUGAUUUGACAGGUGAUGAUGAUGAUACAAUCUACUUCAUGAAGUUGGAAAUGGAAGAACAUAAUAAUGAUCAUGAUUCGAGUCUGGUUGUAGAAGAACAUGAGACACCGUCAUCAUCGAAGGUAUUUGAGAUAUAUAGUCCUGUAAUAUUGUUGAAAGAGACACCAACGACAGCAAUUACAGUUGAAUCAAAGAAGAAAAGAAAACAAGAGACAAUGACAACCACCACCACCACCACCAGAUACAACUUGAGAAAGAGGUGUUGUAAUUGUGCAACAAGAUCGAGUCCAUUAUGGAGAAAAGGUCCGAUGGGCAAAAACACCCUUUGCAAUGCUUGUGGGAUUCGAUACAAAAGAUAUGGACGUCUCAGUCUCAGUCCCAGAUAG